Messenger RNA from Ogataea haglerorum, 483 nucleotides. RefSeq lists its product as uncharacterized. Bases 1 to 483 code for a protein of 160 amino acids. The transcript has a single exon. NCBI's taxonomy places the organism in Eukaryota, Fungi, Ascomycota, Pichiomycetes, Pichiales, Pichiaceae. The record is from RefSeq and is a predicted model, not a curated record.
AUGCUUAGCCAUGCGGCGCGCGCCGGGGCUGCUUCGCCACGUUUUAUGCCAAGGCUUAGCAUGCUGCAACUACGCCAUACCAUCUCUGGAUCGCCGCGUCGAUCGGCGCAACCUGCGCAAAUAUUUCAGGCCACCGGAGCUGUCCAGCACAUGCGUUUGUUCCGAGCUACGUUCCGGCUCGUGCCCAAUCCGCGCUCGCAGAAAGACGCCUGGCACCUCUUUGACACAGUGCACGCGCUCGCGCUGCCGCCGCGCUUCCGGCUCGCCCAGUUCACCGUCCCACGCACCGCGUACCAGGGCACACACCGCUGGAUGAACAAAAUGGAGCUGCUGUACAAGACUGUAGACGGACAGGACGCGGAAGACCUCGAGGAGCUGGACAGGGGACUGCGUGAGCUGCGCAGCGACCAGUUCGACGUGCAACUCCAGCGUGUCGAGGAGGUGCCAGAACCGGGCCGCGAGCGGCCCACGCUGAAGGAGUGA